Messenger RNA from Aspergillus ochraceoroseus IBT 24754, 1113 nucleotides. Its product is annotated as zinc-binding alcohol dehydrogenase family protein. The record is from RefSeq and is a predicted model, not a curated record. Lineage: Eukaryota; Fungi; Ascomycota; Eurotiomycetes; Eurotiales; Aspergillaceae. The transcript has 2 exons. Gene Ontology annotation, molecular function: oxidoreductase activity, acting on NAD(P)H. The coding region runs from base 1 to 1113 and encodes 370 amino acids.
AUGGCAUCUGCUCAUUCGAUAUCACAGCUCCCGCAGCACCAAACCGCCAUUGUCGCACAAGGGCCCGGCCAGCUUGCCAUCCAGUGCGAUGCGCCAGUCCCCGCGCUGCGACAUGACAUGGUCCUGGUGAAGACAGCGACGGUAGCCAUUAACCCCGUCGACGUCAAGUCGCUCGACUACAGCGCGGCCCCGGGAGCCAUCAUGGGCUUCGACUUUGCGGGCACGAUCGUGGCGCUGGGCGCCGAUGCGGUAGCGGCCGGACGUCUCGCGGUGGGCGAUCGCGUGGCGGGAGUGGUGUACGGCAUGGACAGACUGCAGCCGGACGUUGGCGCCUUUGCCCAGUAUGUGGGAGCGCUGGCCGACCUGGUGCUCAAGAUCCCCGACGACAUGCGUUUCGAGGACGCCGCGGCCCUGGGGCUGGCGACGGCCACAGCCGCGUAUGGCCUCUUCAAUGAACUACAGCUAGCCGGGUCCCUCGAGGGGCUCAACGCCGAGGAUGCUCGGCCUACCGGUGACUUUGUCCUGGUAGCCGGUGGCAGCACAGCGACGGGUACGCGUGCGAUAGAACUGCUCAAGACGGCUGGAUUCCGCCCAGUUGCCACCUCCUCGCCGUCCAACUUCGAGCUGGUCAAGCGGUUCGGGGCCGAGAAGGUCUUCGACUACCAUGACCCCGAGUGUGCAGAGAAGAUUCGCGCGUACACGGGCAACGAGCUCGAGUACGCGCUCGACUGCGUGGCCGAGGCGGAGACGACCCAGCUGUGCUACGCGGCCAUCGGGCGUGCCGGUGGGCGCUACGUCGCCGUGGAGCCGUUCCGCGACUCCAUCGCACAGAGCCGGGCCCACACCAUCGAGCCGUCGUGGUUCAACGUCAUGACCAUCUGGGGACGCAAGGUCGAGCUGGGCGGGGAGUACGGCCGCGAUGCCUCGCCCGAGGAUCGGGCCUUUGGCGCGCGUUCCUUCGCCGCGGUGCAGAACCUACUCGACAGCGGCCGCCGGGUGACUACGCAUCCGGUCAAGGUCAUGCCGGGUGCUUGGGAAGGCGUUAUGCAGGGCGUUGCGCAGAUCCGCAGUCAGCCACCGUCGGGGUACAAGUUAGUCUAUCCGGUUGCUUAG